Dioszegia hungarica is the source of this 630-nucleotide messenger RNA. RefSeq lists its product as uncharacterized. NCBI's taxonomy places the organism in Eukaryota, Fungi, Basidiomycota, Tremellomycetes, Tremellales, Bulleribasidiaceae. The record is from RefSeq and is a predicted model, not a curated record. The coding region runs from base 1 to 630 and encodes 209 amino acids. The transcript has 6 exons.
AUGAGCUGUAAGAAGUCAAAGAAGGUCGAAAUCAGCGAUAGUUUACGUCUCCGUCCUCAUGAGGAUGAGGCGUUAAGGGCAAGGGAUCUGAAUGAGCUGUGUUCUACGAGUCUUCUUUCCCUACGCGGUCAGCUCCGCCGAUAUCAGCGACAUGGAGCUGGAUGUACAACCUCGGAUGUAAGCUUGUCUGGCUUAUCGCGCCGCUGCAGAAUGGAUAUACUGCUGCUUCGUAAAGCCGCUGCCGCAGGCACCCGAGAUCGCCCUUGGCUUUCGGGAUUGUCCGGCAUUGCGCACCCCUCCGUUGUGCGCCGACGACGCGAGUCACCGAGGCUGCCCACGUGCGACUCAGUGGGGAGGGAGGGUGGCAAUACUGGGACGGCUCAGAUCGGUCAUCCGCUGUCAGGCUUUGCAGUGGGGUCGGCUUUACGAUUACACCCGAACCCGAGGCGUCAUCGGAGUAUCUUCGGCGAGAUUAUCAAGCCAAGAUCUUCGCUCCGCUUCCCUUUGCUUACUGCCGCUUUUUGUUCUUCUGCGCCUCCCGUAGCACUUCGGGAAGGGCAGAAAGCCAGGGUGGGCCAAGGACCUGUUGAAGAGUUGAGGUGGUAUGACGCGGCCGCAAAUAUAGGCUGA